Molecule: messenger RNA, 6171 nt
Organism: Blepharisma stoltei
Lineage: Eukaryota; Ciliophora; Heterotrichea; Heterotrichida; Blepharismidae
Source: the annotation of a GenBank genome assembly
AUGUCAACCCAGCUUGCAAGAGGACUGUUUUUUCUAUCACUAUUUGCAGGUCGCACCAAAGGUGCUUGUUCAUUAAUGAUUUAUAAUCAUACUCUCAAACUUGCUCAAAGCUCUAUUAAUUCAGGAUUAGCAGCUGGCAAGCUGCUAAAUAAUGUUGGAUCAGAUCUGGAGCUUUUAGAAAGUCUAGCAGUUUUUGGGUUUUUAUCAACAGGCCCUUUAUUUAUAAUAGGAUCAAUAAUUUUGAUAUAUUUUUUAUUAGGAAUUGCAGGAAUAUUUGGAAUUCUUGUAUCACUUCUGUAUAUACCAUUGAAUUUCUGGGUAGGAGCUUUUGUGACGAAAUAUAGAAUGACAAUCGGCAAGUUCUCAGAUUCAAGAAUAAAGCUGAUCUCAAAUCUGAUUGAAGGGAUCAGAGUAAUUAAACUUUAUGGCUGAGAAUUCCCUUUUAUUGAUAUCACUAAAGGAUACAGAGCUAAAGAAAUCCAACAGUAUAGGAUUAAAGCACGAUUUCAGACUUUAACUAAAAGCAGCACAGUUUGUGGCCAAGGACUUGUGCUAUUAGUCACUUUUUCUGUUCAUGUUGCGCUUGGUAAUGAUAUUCAUCUGAGCAGUGCUUUUGCUGCCAUUAGUUUACUGCUGGUGACUCAUAAUAUAAUUACUCAAAAUUUGUCUCUUGCGAUUGAAUAUAUUUAUUUACUACUAGCAGUCUGCCGCAGACUAACUCAAUCACUAAAGCUAAAAACCAUAAACACCCAAAUUUAUCCAGCCCCUGAAAAUUUAGCCAUAAAAUUCGAAGAUGCUUCAUUUUCUUGGCAAGACAACCCAAUCCCUAUACCGCUAGAAACUCAGAGCUGCUUACUGGAAACUGAUACAAGCUCUGUUCUGAGAAAUAUCACCAUAGGCAUUAAUUAUGGAGAACUUGUUAUUGUUGCUGGAAAAGUGGGAGCCAGUAAAACCUCUUUUCUUAUGAGCAUUUUAAAUGAGCUUAACAAGACUAACGGAUUUAUAGGGAUCAAUGGAACUCUUGCAUAUACAGACCAAGAAUCUUGGGUAAUUUCAGAAACAAUAAAAGAAAAUAUAUUAAUGGGAAAAGAUUAUGAUGAAGAACUGUAUAAUUCUGUGCUAAAAUCAUGUUGCCUUGAUGAAGAUAUUAAGACUUUUAAACAUGGGAGUGAAACUAUGGUCGGAGAAAAAGGAGUUACGCUAAGCGGAGGACAAACAGCAAGAAUUACAUUGGCAAGAGCUGUGUAUUCUCAAAGAGAUGUUUAUUUGCUUGACGAUCCGCUCUCAGCUGUAGAUAGUGAAGUUUCGCAAAAAUUAUUUAAAAAUUGUAUAAAAGGAAUUUUGGAAGGAAAAACAAGGAUAUUGGUGACUCACCAAAUUUAUGUGCUUCCUGAGGCUGAUAAAAUACUUAUACUUGAUGAAGGUAAUGUAUAGAAAAUUCCUAUGAAUUGUCCCUUGAGAUUUAAAUCAAAAAUUUUUAUAAGUAUAAGCAUGUAGUUUAAAGGUAAAAGUGUAUUAUUUUAUGGGACAUAUAGUGAACUUCUCACAAGAGAAGACAUGAAAGAAGCCUAUGGAGAACUUUUUGAAUCAAAAAAGAAAAAAAGUAAGCCUCAGGAGUCUGAUUCUGAAGAAGAAAAUACUGGCUCCCCCCCUCCGUGAGUGAACAAAAACAUUUUGUUUACUCACAGGGGGGUUAAAUAUUUUUUUUAAAAAAUUUAUAUAGUCAACUAGGUUGACUGGAACGGGUCCUUUUUUUGCUCGGCAAAAGUGAAACACGUGUCACAUCAGAGCUUCAUAAAUUUAAGAACCAAUAUCCAAUCUUGACUGUGCUGCAUUAAGAUGCCAUUAAUUUAUUAAAAAAAUCUAAGUCAUUACAAGCUGAUUCAUUACAAGACAUGCCGCAACAGACUGGGGCAGCACAGGACACCCUUGAACUAACGCCACCAUCGCAGGUGAUGUCGUUACAGGAAAUGCUGCACCAUGGAGUAUCAACGUAAGAUGAUCAGGCACAGCAUGUACUGCAAGAUGAGCAAUGAUGAGCCAUGCCACCACAGGUGACGUUGGAUCACUCUAGACCAUGAACUAUGCAUACACAGUCCACAACACUAUACACAGCACCAGAUCAAGCAAUGUCACUGCAUGUGAUGGCAGAACAAACUGAAAAGCAGAUUCAGUCUGCUAUACUAGAUCCUCCAAUACAGGACACAUCAUUACAGGUUGUAAAAGUGCAAGCUAGCCAACUUCAGAAUAAGCUUCAAGUAUGCAAGAAGUUUGAACUUUUUUCCCUUUUAAAAUAAAUUAAUUGCAAGUUUUAAAGAUAACUUCAAUUUUAGCAGUAAAGUAUUGCAAAAUAUGAGCUGAAGCUAUUAUAAUAAGAAUUUUGAACAGCACGCCAACUUAUCUAUUUCAUAAAUAAAUUUCACUGAAUUUGUCAAAAAUUCCCAUUUAUACCGGCAAACCGAAAUUCAUCAAAAUAACCAUUUUUUGACCAGAAUUUUUUAGAUGAUUUCUGUUCAUUUAAAAAUGGCCUUGCCAAAAUAAUUUGGCUAACCCCAAAAUGAGCAUGGAACAAGAAGAAAUACAAAAAUCAUUUGAUUCUGAAAAAUGGUUUGCUUCCUCUUUUUUUUUGUUUUGACCAUUUUUUUUUUAGCAAGUACAAAUGAAAUGGUUUAUAAAAUUUUUUAAUGUCUAAUGUAAAUUAAUUUUUUCUGAUGCAUGGCCAGUCGCUAUUGUUGUCUAGCAAGUAUCUAAAAAUUUACUAUUAAAGCAAAUUUUAUUUUGCAAUAAAGAUGAAGGUUUGUGUCAUGAUGAUGUGUCAUGUGUGUUACAUCGUGCUUCAAACAAAUAAAUUUCGAUCUGAAUCAAGUCUCAUGGUUCUCGAAAUUUCACCUUCUAAUGUUAACUGAAAGAAUUUUAAUCUAUGAUAAAAUAUAUCAUAUGGAAUUUUCUGAUCAGUCUCCUCUGAUGCUGCCUUUUACAGGGGAAACACCAAUGGUUAGAAGAAUUCAAAUUUGGCCUUUAGAGACAAUAACUUAUAUUAAAUAUUUAUGAUGGCUUUAAGUAUGAUAGAUAAUAAAUGAUUUAAUAAGUUUAUAUGCUGAAUUAUCGAUAGAAAUUAUAGUUGAGCACAAAAGGUAAAGAAUGUGUCAAGCUCUCAAGACCGUCAUAGUGAAGUUUGACUGCAAUUAUUGAUACACUUGUAGCUGAGUCGAAGGUUGCGUUUGCAUCUUUGCAGGUGCACACUCCACCGCUCAAUGUCAUAUGACUUGCAUCUAAGCAUUCAGUACAAGUAGAAGCUGUUUAUCAUACAGAUUUUUUUAAUAAAUUAAUGGCAUCUUAAUGCAGCACAGUCAAGAUUGGAUAUUGGUUCUUAAAUUAUGAAGCUCUGAUGUGGCACGUGUUUCACUUUUGCCGAGCAAAAAAGGACCCGUUCCAGUCAACCUAGUUGACUAUAUUAAAUUUUAUAAAACAUUUUUUUUUCGAAAGUUAAAAAAAUCCUAAUUUCGCAGGAAAGCAAAUAUUAAUUAAUUUAUAAAAUUUUAUGUUUUAAAAAGCAAUUCGUUUAAAAUUAAACAGAAUUCGCUCUAGAUUUCAUUACACUAAUUAUCAUUUAUAUAUCAAAAUUUUUUUCCAUAAAAAAUUUUUCUAUUAAAAAAAUUUUUGAUCACACAAGAGGGGGGGCAAAAAAUGGCGAUUUUUCUAAUGGUUUUGUUCACUCACGGAGGGGGGAGUGAGAAGAAAGAAACAAAGGAUACUCAAACUAUUCAGGAAGAAGAAAAAGCUGAAGGAUCAGUACCAAUUUCAUUUUACUGGAAGUAUUUGCAGACUGGGUUCAGAAAUUCUUCAGCCUUAUUCUUUAUUUUCUCACAUAAUUAAAAUUGAGGUGCUAUAGUAAAGGGUAGUUCCUUUACUUUGAGCUCAUUAAAGGGGAACUUCGGUUCUUCUGAGAGUUUACCUAUAGAGACGCUAUCUACUGGCACUAGGCAGUGAAGAAGAGUGCUCUUUGAAUUUGGGGUCGAAUGAAAUUCUAACAGUCAAGUAGUCACCGAUCUGUUGAUCAAAGUGGAAGUCUUAUCUCACGUAAAAGGCUUCAGAAAACAGAAGACAAAUUAUUAAAGAGUUAUCUUACUUACUAGCUUUCUUUUCUUACUGAGUUUUGCAGCGAUACAAGUAAUUUUGCUAAUCAUUACUUAUUGAAUCGCAUAUUGAUCUAACCAGAAUGACCAAUCAAGCUGCUUUUAUCCAGUAAUAAUGGCAAUAAUGGUGGUAGUUUUCUAUUUUUUUGGUGUUGGCAGAAUUUUUGUGUUAUAUGAAUGUAUAUAUAAUUCUAACGAAAUCUACCACAAUAAUUCAUUGAAGACUUUACUACAGACAAAUUCUCAUUAUUUCGAUUCAAAUCCAUCUGGGAGGAUAAUCAACAGGUUUUCGAAAGACAUAGCAGUUAUGGAUGAGCCUCAAACUUUCUAUUUCCCGUAUGUAUUUCAAUACUCUUGUGUUAUCUUUGCCAAUCUUAUAGUUAUCAUGAUUGUAAACCCUGUAAACAUAGCUUUUGUUUUCGUUUUAGCAAUUCUGUUGAUAUUUUUAUUCAAAAAAGUAGUACCAUCUGCAAGAAACUUUAAAAGGCUUGAACUAAUUAGCAGAAGUCCUGUUUUUAAUUUUUUUACCAAUGCAAUUAGUGGGCUUGCAAGCAUCAGGGCAUAUGAUUUGCAGAAACAUUUGAGAAGCCAACUUAGCAAAGCUAUUGACACAAAUAUAAGAGCUCUUUUUCAAUUCCAAACUCAUGUAAGAUUUUUCCAGCUAUAUUCUGAUAUUGUCUCCUCAUUCAUGCUCUCUAUGAAUGCACUAGUCAUCGUUUUGCUGAGAGGAUGGGUUAGUUCAGAAGGGGCUGCGGUCAGUUUAGCGUUGAAUAUUAGUUUGCUAACUGUUAUAACUGUCCUUUGCAGAAUGAUCGUUGACCUUGAUAAUUAUAUGGCAAGCACUCAAAGAGUUUAUGAAUACGAUUUAUUACCAGCUGAAGGAGCCUAUGAAUCAGAUAAUGCAUUUGUAAUUAGUAGAGGGAAAAUGGAGUUUAAAAAUGUUGUAAUGAAGUAUAGAGAAUUUUUGGAGCCGUCUUUAAGAGAUGUAAGCUUCAUAAUCCCCCCUUCAUCAAAAGUUGGAAUAGUUGGAAGGACAGGAGCAGGAAAAUCUUCUUUAAUGCAAGCAAUAUUCAGACUUACUCCCCCUUUUAAAUUGGAAUAAGACAUGUGCGGAAUUUCUAUUUUUUUGAAUAAUUUAAUCCCUCUUUAAAUUGGAACAAUUUUUUUUUAAUAGGAAAGUUUUAUACUAAAUUUUUUUAUAAAAUGAGUUUUAACCUAUUUAACAGAAAAAAAAUCAAGUAGAAUAUUAUUUAAAUAGAAUUCACGUAAAUUUUUGAUAUAAUUCUCCAUAAAAAUUAAUUAAAAUUCAAAAAUAUAGAUUUUAUUUUAUUUUUUUUAUAAUGAACAUUUAAUAUAAUUUUUUUUUUUAAAAAAAAAAUUAACUCCCUUUUAAAUUUGAAGAGGAUUUUUUGUUACAAUUUAAGGGGGAUGAGUCAGCAAUUUGUAUUCUGGAGAAAUUUUAAUUGAUGACCAAAAUAUUGCUUAUACUGGUCUACAUCAGCUUCGCAAACAAAUUUCGGUUAUCCCUCAAUCCCCAUUUUUAUUCUCCGCCACAAUUAGAGAUAAUUUAGAUCCUUUGCAUAAUCAUUCUGAUGAAGAAGUUUUUGAUGCUUUGACCCAAGUUAAUCUUCAAGGAAUUCUGGCAAAUUUGCCAAAUGGUUUAUAUACAGAGCUGAAAACAGCCAAUUUUACUUUAUCAGUUGGGCAAAAGCAGCUGUUAUGUAUGGCAAGGGCAAUUAUUAGAAAUAAUAAAGUUAUUAUGAUGGAUGAAGCUACCGCAAAUGUAGAUCCUGAUACCGAUCAAUUUAUACAGAGUACUAUAAGAGAAAAAUUCAUUGACUGCACACUGCUAAUCGUAGCUCAUAGGCUGAGGACAGUAAUUGAUUCAGAUUUAAUUAUAUUGAUGGAUAAUGGUAGGGUAGGAGAGUUUGGAAAUCCAGCAGAGCUGGCAGAAGACGAAAGCUCAAAGUUUAGAAAAAUGAUCAAUUGCACUGGAAAAAAUGAGGCUGAAUACCUGUUAAGUAAAAUUAAAUAA